Molecule: messenger RNA, 2598 nt
Organism: Hyalella azteca
Lineage: Eukaryota; Metazoa; Arthropoda; Malacostraca; Amphipoda; Hyalellidae
Product: organic cation transporter protein
Exons: 3
Coding region: 219-2159 (646 amino acids)
Biological process (GO): transmembrane transport
Cellular component (GO): membrane
Molecular function (GO): transmembrane transporter activity
Source: RefSeq, a predicted model, not a curated record
AUGAUGAUAAAUUUGAUCUAUUUUUAAUGUACUCUGCAUCACUUGAUUCCUCAGAAUAUUGUGUAUUUCUUAUAAGUUUCGAUUGAAGAAUCAUUUGAGUGCAUUAACAAUAGUUGUUGUCAAAAACAUGAACGUGAACUUUCGUUAUGCUUUGUUGAGAAAAAUCAAGUGAAAAUCUGAAAAAACUUUGAUUCAACUUCCACGAAAAAAUUCUCAGAAUGAGUAGGCAGGCCCACGUAAAUGCAGCCUUCAUCGACGAUGAAGGCUUCAACCAGCAGAGCCUCAAAAAGAAACAAGAUGAAAUUUCCAAUAAAACGAAGAAUCCCGCGCCUCUCACUGAUCUCAACGAGGAACUUAUGGAUUUCGACGACAUCGUGCCAUACUUGGACAAGUUUGGCCGCUACCAAAAGCUUCUUUUCCUCGCAAUGGCUCCGUUUUGCUUUAAUUUAGUCCUGAUUUAUUUCCCGCACAUUUUUGUGACCCUGGAACCUGAACAUUGGUGCAGAGUUCCAGAACUCCUGCAUCUUCCUCUCGAUGUCAGACGCAACUUGAGUGCGCCCAUUUCUGCCGAGACUGGAAGAUACGACAGCUGUCGGGUAUACGAUGUCGACUUCGCUGCCAUCCGACAGUCGCUGGACGCUGGUCAAUCUGUGGUACCGAACUCUUCGUGGGGGACAGUCGAGUGCACAAGUUGGGAGUAUGACUUUUCUCGCGUAGGAGGAUACGCGUCCAUAGUGUCUGACCUGGACUGGGUGUGUAGCCGGGGUGGCUAUGCGGCGACAGCGCAGAGUAUUUUCUUCGUUGGGGCGGUGGUGGGCGGUCUGAUCAUUGGAUGGCUCGCCGAUAAGUUUGGACGAAUUCCGGUGCUCGUCGGGACCAACAUCAUCGGGGCAGUGUCGUGUCUCUUGACCGCCACGGUCACGACCUUCGUUGAAUACGCUAUCUACAAGUUCAUUGCUGGACUUGCGUUCGAUAACAUCUUCAUCAUGAUGUACGUACUGGCGUUGGAAUAUUUUGCACCAGAACACCGAACAAUCGUUGCAAAUAUGUCAAUCGCGAUUUUCUAUACGAUUGGAACGGUGGUUGUGCCAUGGUUGGCGGUGCUCGUAGCGGACUGGAGGCUCUUUUCGGUGCUCUGUAGCCUGCCUAUGUUGUUCGGGGCCAGCGCGUACUACUUCAUUCCGGAGAGCAUUCGGUGGCUCAUGCUGCAAGGUCGGAUAGAGGAAUCCAUCAAGAUCGUUACUAAAAUUGCAAGCGUCAACAAGAAAAAGAUCCCUGAAGAGGUACUCAAGAAGUUCGAGUCUUCGAUGUGGCAAGCGAAAAGAUUAGCAGAGACGGAAGAAGACACCGAAACGUUACUAGACAUCAGGAAAACACCAGCACAACUGAGGACAUUCAUCAUCGUUACUCUGUAUUGGAUGUUGGUAACUUUAUCUUACGAUGGGCACCUUAGGAAUGUGUCCAACCUUCCACUGGAUGUGUUCAUCAUCUUCACUGUAGCGGCUGCUACUGAGUUCCCAGCGGACACAAUCUUAACCUUCACCCUCGACAAGUGGGGAAGAAGGUGGUAUGCUUUCGGAAGUAUGUUGUUGUCAGGAUUAUUCACACUGGCUGUACUAGCUGUCCCACAAGAUCAUGUCUACACCAUAGCAACCUUGGCUAUCCUUGGUAGGUAUUGUGUUAAUACGGCGUUUAAUAUUGGAUUGCAGUACGCAGCUGAGAUUAUGCCCACCGUGAUCAGGGCCCAGGGCAUGAGUGCAGUUCACACAGCCGGGCACGUCGCAGCUCUGCUGGCACCACAAAUUGUGUUACUUGGUAGAACAUCUCCGGCUUUGCCAUUGCUGAUUCUUGGAGCUCUGGCCGUGAUAGCAGGUUGCCUGGCACUCUUUUUACCAGAGACGCUGCAUUCCCAGCUACCAGAAACUCUGAUGGAGGGUGAAGUCUUUUGCAAAUCAUUCAAGUUUUGGUCAUUCCCUUGCACCCAAAAACCUUUGCCAGACCCCGAAAUUAUUGAAGAGCCUAAAUCCCCGACUCGCGGCUCCCUGGUCAUAGCCCGUACCCGCAACUUCACUCGAGGGGAAAGCUACAGGUCUUCCCUCUUCAGGAGGAGGAGGAAGGAAACUAUUUACCUGCCUGCGCCCCCGAAGGAAACACCAUGAUCGAGUUUACAACCUCUCUCGAUAUAUUGAAAUCUAUGAAUAGAACAAACUUAUAAAUCAGUUUACGGAGCUAUAAACUUUAUUUAAAUUCCGUUAUGUUUUUUGAUGCAGUGCAAUGUUCUAUUUUGGUGUCACUUCAAUGUUUCAAGUUUACCGAAAGAAAAUAGCUGUAGAAUGUUAUCUUGAUGUCCUAACAACAAGAGAGUUUUACAGCUGAUAUAUUCCUGAAGAUGCGAGGAGUCUUCGAGACUCUGAAGUCUGGAUAGACACACGUUUUUUCAAUUUGUAAAUAUUUGAAAAGAGUACAUGAGAAAUUUCAAUAAUGUGCGUUAUUCUAUGAUAAUAUUGCACAUAUUUAAAGCAUCAGGUCAUUGUAACUUAUGUGUAAUUUAUGUCUAGUUAUUUAAGCCAGAAAUUCUAGAAUGUAUUUUUGUAAAUA